Messenger RNA from Thyridium curvatum, 930 nucleotides. RefSeq lists its product as uncharacterized. Bases 1 to 930 code for a protein of 309 amino acids. Lineage: Eukaryota; Fungi; Ascomycota; Sordariomycetes; Thyridiales; Thyridiaceae. The record is from RefSeq and is a predicted model, not a curated record. The transcript has 4 exons.
AUGGCAGAAGGUUUGCACUGUUAUUUCAAGUCCUUCUCUGGUUUCCGCACUGCUGACCGUCAGCAGUAUGCCUAUGUUAGCGACUUUUUCUACAUCAUCACUAUGUGUGUCACCAAAUGUGCUGGUGCUUGCCUGUUUCUGCGCUUGUCUCCAGACCGAACUCACGUCAGAUCUUCCCAAGCGGUUCUCAUCACCUCGUCACUGUUUGCUAUUACAUCCAUAUUCAUGUUGGCACUACGGUGCAACAUGCAACAUCCAUGGUUGUACGCUGGCGAGCGUUGCGAAGGCUUGUAUACGAGAUGGCAAGCCAUCACUGCAUUCGAUGUUCUCACCGAGCUUGGCCUCUUCGCCAUUGCCCUGCACAUGGCCCAUGGUCUUUUUGUCUCGCCGGGCAAAAAGGCCGUUGUAUUGCUUGCAUUUGCUCUCCGCCUUGGAGUUGUCGCACCAUCCAUCAUGCGCCUGAAUUAUUUGAGUUCAGCUCUCGCCAGCCCGGAUCCGUCACUCGACGGUGUACUGGCAGUUGUCUGUACCCAAAUCGAAAUAUGCUAUGCCAUCAUCGCCACAACCACACCUUGUCUGCGUCCCUUCAUGUCUGCUCUCAAUACAGGAUAUGGGGGUCCGGGCCCAAUACCGACGCCAAAGGGAUCCAGAGCGUCGAGCUCGGGACAUGACCGCAGCUUCACUGCAAGGUCGGGCCAGAGCGCCAAGCAGAAGAAGCAGCAGCGGUUCUCUGGGUUGGGGACUUUUGAGCUCGAGGAGAAGGCGCAGCGUCCCCUCCCGGAGCUAAGGUGGGAUAAGACGCAGUAUAACGUCGCUAUCGAGACGGGCGAGCGGCCCAGGACUGGACAGGAGAUAGAACCGAUGCCGGAUCGUGAUCAAAACAGCCUUCAAAGCCAAGACAACUACGAGGAUCAGUUUAGACAGAGCUAG